AUGGAUUCAUCAUCUUUGCAACAAGAAAAAGGAAAUCAUGGCAAUGAUACUAAAUGUAUUGUGUUGAAAAAAGGAAAAUGGCUGCCAGAAGAAGAUGCAUUAUUAAGAGAAUAUGUUACAAAAUAUGGAGCUGAAAAGUGGGAUAAAGUGCGAGAGAAAACAAAACUGGCUAGAGAUGGAAAAAGUUGUCGUUUUAGAUGGUUAAAUUGUUUGAAUCCAAGCUUGAAGAAACGUCCAUUUAGUAAAGAAGAAAGAGACACAAUUUUUAAUCUCUAUGCUAUAAUGGGACCUAAGUGGUCUCAAAUGGUUCACCAGUUUCCUGGAAGAACAGAUAACGAGUUAAAGAAUUUUUGGAAUUCAAGAAAUAGAAAAUAUAAAAAAUCGUACAAACAACCAUUUGUAGAGUUUCUUGAAAGCAUGAAUAGUGAUGUGGAGUUGAAUGAAAAUAAAAGAGAAAGUUAUGACUCACAAAAAGAAGAUAAUGAUAUAUCAAAUAUGUUGGUUGAUCAAAGUUCUGAUGGGAAAAAUAAUGAGAAAAUUAUUAUGAGGGGUUCUACUAACCAUAGUAAUAAUGUCUGUCAAGAAGAAGAACCGACUCUUCCAAGAGUGGAAUUUAAUCAUCAAGACAUUAUGCAUGGUAAAUAUCUUGAUCAAGUUAAUGAUGAUAAAAAUAUCAACAACUUGAAACAACUUUCAACUUUGGUUGAUGAUUCAAAUAUGCUAUACAAUAAUGAGGAAAGUGCUACAUUGGGUGAUAGAUGA
Messenger RNA from Lathyrus sativus (Indian pea), 762 nucleotides. NCBI's taxonomy places the organism in Eukaryota, Viridiplantae, Streptophyta, Magnoliopsida, Fabales, Fabaceae. The record is from the annotation of a GenBank genome assembly.